AUGGACGGUUACUAUGACCUCGGCUCAUUUGGCCGCCCCAUCACUACAGAAAAUGCCGACGCGCAGACAUGGUUCAAUCGGGGGCUGACGUGGGCUUAUGGCUUUAACCAUCGAGAGUCAGCUGAGUGCUUUGAAAAAGCAAUAUCCUGCGACCCAUCUUGUGCAAUUGCCUACUGGGGCCUCGCGUUUUCUCUCGGACCGAACUACAACAAAGAAUGGAAACUCUUUGACCAAGAAGACCUGAAAGUAACCACGAAACGCACUUAUGAUGCGUCGCGUAAAGCCAAGGCGUACAUUGAGAAUGCAUCGUCAAUUGAGCGUGCUCUUGUUGAUGCCAUCCAGAUUCGCUACCAGACUGAUAGCCCUGUCAGCAUGCAGGAAUACGCCCUGCAGGACCGUGCCUAUGCUGAUUCCAUGGAGUCUGUAUACCGCAGAUUUGGAGACGACCUGGAUGUGGCAGCCCUAUAUGCCGAUGCAUUGAUGCAGCUAACCCCCUGGAAGCUCUGGGAUCUCCACACAGGACAGCCAACCCCCGGUGCUCGCACGCUGGAAGCAAAGACGGUUUUGGAGAAGGCAUUGAAACACAAGAAUGCCAAACAUCAUCCCGGCCUGCUGCAUCUUUACAUCCACAUGGCUGAAAUGUCACCCAACCCGGAACACGGAUUGAAUGCAGCAGACCAUCUUCGAGACUUGGUUCCUGACGCCGGUCACCUUCGUCACAUGCCCUCACAUCUCGACAUACUUGUCGGGGAUUACCGCCGUGCCAUCGCAUCGAACUAUCAGGCCAUACUUGCCGAUGAGGAGUUUUUACGGCGUAGGGGAGCACAUAAUCUCUACAGCUUUUACCGUAUGCAUGACUAUCAGUCACUCAUCUACGCUGCCAUGUUCGCUGGGAAGAAAGAUGUUGCAUUGGAAAUGGUCGAUCAGAUGGAAGGCACUCUUCCAGAAGAUGCAUUACGCAUUGAGUCACCGCCACUGGCUGACUGGCUGGAGACGUUCAAGGCAGUUCGGUUCCAUGUCAUGAUCCGAUUCGGCAUGUGGGAUGAGCUUACCCGCAUUGAUCUGCCUUCGGAUCAGAACUUGUACUGCGUCACCACCGCCACGGCUCAUUACGCCAAAGGCGUAGCCUGGGCUGCGCUCGGGAAUGUUCAAGAGGCAGAAAGAGAACGUACCUUGUUCCACGAAAGCUUGAAGCAUGUUUCUCCCACCCGCCUGGAUUUUCCGGUCAAAUGUGUCGAUAUCCUCGCCGUCGGAGUUGUCAUGUUGGACGGUGAGAUUGAAUAUCGUCGUGGCAAUUACAAACAAGCCUUUGAGCAUCUGCGCAAAUCAGUAGAUUUGGACGACGGCUUAGACUAUAGUGAGCCAUGGGGGUGGAUGCAGCCAGCCCGCCAUGCAUACGCUGCGCUACUCCUCGAGCAGGGCCACCUUCAAGAAGCGGCGGAUGUAUACAAGGCAGACCUUGGUCUAGGCGGCGCACCCACCGCGGCUAAUCAACAUCCAAAUAAUGUGUGGGCACUCCAGGGUUAUCACGAAUGUUUGAUUCGACUGGGACGGACGGUGGAGGCGGACCUAAUUAAGCCGCAGUUGAAAGUGGCAGUUGCUGUAGCUGAUAUUCCCAUUCGAUCAUCGUGUUUUUGUCGAGUCGAUUAG
Aspergillus chevalieri is the source of this 1650-nucleotide messenger RNA. RefSeq lists its product as uncharacterized. Gene Ontology annotation, molecular function: protein binding. Lineage: Eukaryota; Fungi; Ascomycota; Eurotiomycetes; Eurotiales; Aspergillaceae. The coding region runs from base 1 to 1650 and encodes 549 amino acids. The record is from RefSeq and is a predicted model, not a curated record. The transcript has a single exon. Gene Ontology annotation, cellular component: intracellular anatomical structure.